Messenger RNA from Paramecium sonneborni, 1246 nucleotides. Lineage: Eukaryota; Ciliophora; Oligohymenophorea; Peniculida; Parameciidae. The record is from the annotation of a GenBank genome assembly.
AAUUAAUAAUGAAUAAUUAAUAUCCAAUUCAUCAUCCUAAUCUUAACCCAAGAUAUAUAAUAGAAUAAAAAGAUCGAAAUCCUCGAAGAGAACAAAGAAUGGAGGAAGAAUUUACUAAUGAUAAUAAUAAUCCAUUUAAGCCAAUUGAAAGAGAACCGAUAGAUGAAACCUUAAAGCAAAACCUUCUUUAACUAAAAUAAGAUGUGUUAUCAUUUUUUAGAAAACUCGAAAACUUAAAAAUAGAAGAAAGAAUGAAAAAAUUCAAAAUAAAAAUUGAUCAAAUUGAGAUUGCAAUAAAUAAAAAUUAAGAUUUGGAUUUAGACCCUUUUUAGUCAUAUUUUACAGAGCUUAAAGAGUUAUUCGUUGGUCAAGCGAGAGAAUAACAACUCUUAGAAACUGUACAAAUUUUUAAUAAUAAGGAAUAUUAAAAAUUGUAAUAGGGUGAUUUAGAAUAUUUUCUUAAAAAUUUAAAAGUAUCCAAUUUUUUAUAUAUUUAGAAAUAUGAAAUUGCUUAUUAAGAAUGUCAACCUUUAAUGAGUUUGGAAUAAGAAUCAGAUACUUUAGAUAUGUAUUUAACUGUGUUUAAUCCAACAAUUUAGAAUUAUAAAGAAAUUAUAUAUUAUGAAAAGGCUGAUACUCCUGUUAAAAAAUAUAAUCAGGAACGUUCAAGCUCGAAAAUGGAUUUAUAUUAACUUGAACUAUUAAUGGAUUUGUUGAAUAAAUAUUACAAAUUUGUAGCAUGUAAUAAUUUUUUUUAUCUUCUUAGUACCUAAUUCUCAAGUAAGCCAUGUGUAAUAUCUAGAACAUGAUAGUAGAACAAAUGAAUAAAAUUAUUUUAAAUAUUCAGGUUGUUAAGAAUUGAUACUUUUUGUAAAGAUGAAUUUUGAUGAAGGGCUUUAAAGUUAUGCUAUCAUUAUUGUUUAUACAAAUAAUAAUCAAAAGAAAUGUAGAUAAAUAUCUCAAAGUAAGUGUAGACUAUAUCUGAAAACGAUUAGCGAUGCAUUGGGUUGUGCAACACAACCUCCAUUUUAUAAUCCUUAAUUUGGUUUUAAUGAAGCUGUUGAUGAGUUUUUAAAGUAUGUAUCAUUGAACCUAGAUUAAUAAAAAGUUUGUGAUUUCUUGUUAGAAAAUAAAGAUUAUUAUUAGAAAGAUAAUCAAAAUAAUCUAAUUAUUGAUGCAUUUGAAAUGUAUAGAUUAGGAUUCAAUAACAAGUUUACAAUAUGAAAAAGCAUGAUAUAAUAAUGAG